ACCUCAUCUGAAUCUGACUGUAUCUCUGACAUUUAUAGAUAUUUAUUAUUGAACUCUUUACAUGUAAGUUCAUUUAAUUAUUAAUUAUGUACAAAUAUGUCGUACAUAAACAAAAGAGGCAGCGCUUAACGUUCAAACAAAAGUGUGAGCUUUUAGACAAAGUGAAAGCCGGUACCUCAAAACAAGACGUUUUACAGAAAUAUGGUAUCUCUGAUUUUACGUACAGGAGAUUGUUAGCUCGCGAAGCUGAUUUGAGCAAUAAGUUUAAAAAUUAUGAAUAUCAGAACAAGAAAUCGUCGAAAACAAGUAAUGAUGUGCUUUUGGAUGCUGCUGUCUUCGAGUGGUUUAAGCAAGCGAGAGAAAGAGGUGACCCAAUGUCCGGGCCGAUCAUUAAAGAGAAAGCUCUCAUUUUGAACGAAAAGUUAAACGGCCCUAAAACGUUUAAAGCAAGCACUGGUUGGCUCGAUGGUUUCAAGAAACGGUACGGUAUUCGUUUGAAAGAAGAGAAAUUGUCAAACGAUCCUUCAGGUGCUUCAGAAUUUUCCCCAAUUUUCAAAGCUAAAAUUGAAUUUGAAAAUUUAAAACCAGACAACAUUUACAAUGCAGACGAAUCAGGAAUUCUAUGGCGACUAUUGACGGCCUGCACUUUUGCUCUGCAGUUAGAAGAAGAAGAAGCUUCGAAAAUAAAAGAAUGCAAAGAUCGUGUCACAGCUUUAUUUUGUGCCAAUGCCUCUGGAAGUCAUCGAAUUCCACUUUUGAUAAUUGGAAAAUCUGAAACUCCAAGAUCUCUCGACAAUCUAGUUACCAAAAAUUCAGAAGAUCUACGAUUAAAAAACUUGGAAAGUCUCGGUGUAAUCUACACACACCAGACAAGUGCGUGGAUGGACAGAUGUAUAUUCAUGCUAUGGUACAAGGAUGUGUUUAUUCCGCGAGUUUUAGAACGUCAAAGAAGGGAUGGAAUAACGGGAAAGGUUGUUUUACUCCUCGAUUCUGCUCCAUCCCACCCGAGUUUGGAUGAACUGAACGCGAUAAACGAAAACUUUGAAGUCUUAUAUUUGCCUCCCAAUGCGACAGAGUUGAUUCAACCCAUGGAUCAAGGAUUGAUCGCGACGAUAAAAAAACUGUACAAGAAAGAUUUGUUGAAACGCCUAUUGCUCCGUGGAAAAUCAGAAGAAGCUGUUCAGUUUUUAAAAGGAUUGGACCUUGCGGAUUUCUUUGGCAUGCUCUGCCUCGCGUGGAACGCUUUGACAUUAUCUGAUCUUCAAAGAGCAUGGAAACCGCUCUUAGGGGAAUCUCUUCAUCAGCUAGAAGAAGAAGAAGAAGAAGAAGAAGAAGAGGACCCUCUAUCCAUCGAUGAUGUAGUUUUCAGCGAAUCGGAAUUCCCAACUGGUUUGAUUAGUUUUCCGCAUGAAAUUUGUGAUCAAGUUUCUGAACUGUUGUCGGGGCCAGAUUAUUCUGUUGAAGAAUCAAGAGAAUUUCUUCUGAAAUGGUUUGAAAAUGAUCACAAUGAUAGCGAUUGCGGUUGGGAGUCAUCAUCGGACAGUGAUAUUGUAAACUUAGUGAAAAAUGGUAGACGUGAUCCUGAAAUUGCAACUAAAAUUGGAAAGAGCGAAACUAUGUUUGAAAAUCCUGAUACUCUAAACUUUGUUACAUGUGGUAGACUCGAGUCUGAAAUUGUAACUAAAAUCGAAAACAGCGAAAAUAUUUUUGGAAAUCCUGAUAUCAUAAACUUUGUUAAAAACGAGAGAGGCGAGUCUGAAGUUGUAACUAAACACGCAAACAGCGAAGCUAUGAUUGACAAUAAUGAACUUGUGGAACUAAUGUCGUCAGAGGGCGAGCCUGAAAUUAUAACUAAAAUUGAAAACAGCGAAGCUCUGUUUGAAAAUCCUGAUAUUAUAAAUUUUGUUACAAAUGUUGGACGCGAGCCUGAAAUCAUAACUAAAAUUGAAAACAGCGAAACAAUGUUUGAUAAUACUGAAUCUAUGGAAAUAACAUCGUCAGAGGCUCUCGGCUGCCUUGUGAAGCUUAAAAAUUGGGCGAAAUCGCAAGCGGAAUGCUUACCGAAACACCUGGAUUACAUCAGAGAAUUAGAGAACUUGAUAACUGAACGUAAGGUAUGUAAGCUGGCACAGCACUACUGAGUCUGGAGAAAGAAGCGGCGGAGCCUUUUUGCUCUAGGUGGGGCCAGGAGAAUAAACUUAUAAUAUUGGAUGACACACUUUGUACAUAGUGUACUAAAUACCAAUUGUACAUAAACAGUAGUAAAUGAACAAUAAAUAGUACAUAAUAAUAAAUAUAGGUAUAGAAUU
Messenger RNA from Belonocnema kinseyi, 2309 nucleotides. RefSeq names its product jerky protein homolog-like. The record is from RefSeq and is a predicted model, not a curated record. Gene Ontology annotation, molecular function: DNA binding. The transcript is spliced from 3 exons. Lineage: Eukaryota; Metazoa; Arthropoda; Insecta; Hymenoptera; Cynipidae. Gene Ontology annotation, cellular component: nucleus. Bases 87 to 2141 code for a protein of 684 amino acids.